Messenger RNA from Laccaria bicolor S238N-H82, 1401 nucleotides. RefSeq lists its product as uncharacterized. Lineage: Eukaryota; Fungi; Basidiomycota; Agaricomycetes; Agaricales; Hydnangiaceae. The record is from RefSeq and is a predicted model, not a curated record. The transcript has 4 exons. The coding region runs from base 1 to 1401 and encodes 466 amino acids.
AUGGCCACCACCACCUCACUCACCCAACCGCCCUCACCAACAACACCACACCACCGUCCCCCUUCCCGCUCUGAACGUCUUUUAAGGGACACCCUCAAACGAGACGAGCAGGAACGUCUCCCGACGCAUAGGAGGAGACAUUCAGUCAACGUUAGCCCACACCCCCAGGGUGGGGAAGACAACUACGCCGCCCGUGGAACGUACCUCUUCCGCACAGCGAUGAACGCACCACGUGUACCCUCCCCUUCUCCCUCACGCCACACAUUCAAUCAUACCCUGUCGCAUUACUACGGUUCCCCUGAACACCAGCAGCGUGGCGCACAACCGCGCAGUCCAUCUCCUUCACCUUCCUCAGGAAGACGUAAUCGCUCCUCGCACCCUUCCCCACUCCUCCCUUCACACGGACACGGGAUGUCCCGCCAAGCGUCUAUAUCGCAACCUGGUAGACCGCGCGAGGGGAAACAUCGGCCUCCGGCUGUACUUGUCCCCUCCCCUCGUCCUGGUGAGCCGAUGGGGAUGACGCCGCAUGAGCAGGUGUUGAGGGCAAGGUUGGAGAGGGUGCUUUGUUCUGCUGGUCGCGUCGUUUCUGAUCAGAGUGUCCAGACGACGAAGGGGGAGAGGGAAAGAGAAAGGAGGAGGAGGAGUAAUGAAGUUCGCGAUGAAGUUGAUGGGUGGCCUUGGAGGGAGAGGGAAUAUGAUAGUCCUUCUUUGGUGUCGACACCACCACACUCAACCUCCUCCGGGUCCUCCUCUUCAAACAUCCCCAACCAAACUCGAGAACAUGUCCAAUUCGAAACACGUGUGAACGUUACGAGGAACAGAAGUAAGACGGACCCUCACCCCGUUCAUGCUCCUCCUUCGACUACGGCGUCAUCGAGGCGGAACGCCACUGCACCUACACCUCCUCGUCCCCACCACCAACAAGUCACCACCCCAUCACACCGAAGCAAAUACUCUCAAUCCCGCGAACGCGAACGGGACGAAGACGCGAGACUGUUAACACCACCACCUACCCCACCCUUCUCCAGCUCCUUCCAAUUCCAAGAACAGGAAUAUCACCCGUCGCCGUACCCCGUCAAAACGAGGCUCACACCCCGCAGACCAACACACGCCCCCGUUCCCGUUCCUGUCUCUCGUGGGGAAGGGGAUGAUACGUGUUCGACCUCCUCAUCAUCCUCACUCCAUUCCCUUCCUCCUUACGGGUAUUCUCCUUCCCCCCCUCAAGGACAGGCAGGAAGCGUAGGGGGAUCACCGCAGUUCAACGCACGUAAGGCUAGUGCGAGGUGUCGUAAGAUUGAGGGUGGAUUCCCGAUAUUAUUAUUGUCUUGGUACAUACGUGCAUACAUACCUUCACGAGAAAUCGUCAGUCUCUCAUUUAUCAUCUGGCCGAUUGGGACGUAA